AUGAUAAAUCAAAUUGUUAUUAAAUAUACUCAAAUCUUUAUCAACAAUGAAUGGCAUAAAGCAACAAAUGGAAAAACAUUUUCUCUCAUCAAUCCAAGUACAGGAGAAGAAAUCUGUCAAGUAGAAGAAGGCAUUAGAGGUGAUGUUGAUAAAACAGUUGAAGUUGCUCAAACAGCUUUUGAUAUUGAAUCACCAUGGCAUAAAUUAGAUCCUCUUUCUUUCUCUCAACAUAAGUCAAUAUGUAGAAAGUGGAAACACUUAACAAUGUUGAUUGCACUGAAACCAACUGAACAAACACCACAUAGUGCACAUUAUCGUGCUGCUCUUAUCAAAGAGGCUGGCUUUCCACCAGAUGUUGUCAACAUCAUACCAGAUGAUGGGCCUGAAUGUGGUUAUGCAAUAGCUGUUCAUGCACAUAUCGAUAAAGUAGCUUGUACUAAUUCAGUUGAAGUUGGAAAGAAAAUACAAGAAGCAGCAACUACAUCAAAUCUUAAAUGUGUUACACUUGAACUUGGUCAGUAACAAAUACAGGAUCAUUUUCAUCUGAGCUAUUCUCUUUUCACAUAUCGGUGGAAAAUCUCCUUUGAUCAUGUGAGGGUGAGGAUGAGUAUUCUAUAAGACUUUCAAAUAAUCAAAUUGAUUCUAAUACUGAACAAGAAUCACAAGUAAUAACCUCUUUAAUCUAAAGAAAAGUUCACUUUACUUGUAUAUGAUAGAUGAAUAAUAGUUAAUUUCAAUAGAUUUUGGACUAUAUAGAAUCAGGUUAAAAGUUUGGAGAUAAAUUACAAUGUGGUAGUGAACGAGUUGAU
Molecule: messenger RNA, 809 nt
Organism: Rotaria sordida
Lineage: Eukaryota; Metazoa; Rotifera; Eurotatoria; Philodinida; Philodinidae
Source: the annotation of a GenBank genome assembly